Micromonas pusilla CCMP1545 is the source of this 2361-nucleotide messenger RNA. RefSeq lists its product as uncharacterized. Gene Ontology annotation, cellular component: mitochondrial inner membrane. Gene Ontology annotation, molecular function: ATP-dependent protein folding chaperone; ATP hydrolysis activity; ATP binding. The record is from RefSeq and is a predicted model, not a curated record. Gene Ontology annotation, biological process: protein folding. Bases 1 to 2361 code for a protein of 786 amino acids. Lineage: Eukaryota; Viridiplantae; Chlorophyta; Mamiellophyceae; Mamiellales; Mamiellaceae. The transcript has 2 exons.
AUGUCGCGCGCUCGACACGCCCGGCGCAUCCUCGAGCCGAUCGCGGCCGCGGCGAAGCGCGGCGGCGGCGGCGCGUUCGCCGCGCCGCGCGUCGCGGGAUUCGUCGCGACGCGAUCCGCCGCCGGUUCGUCGUCGUCGUCGCCGUCGCGGAUCGGCGGAUUCUUCCGAUGCGAUCUCGUCCCGUCGUCCGCGCGCUUUCGAACGGAUCAUCGCGCGCCGCACCUCGCGCGCGGGAUCGCGGCGUCGCCGCACCUCGCCGCGGACAACGCCGCGGACGCGAAGAAGAAGGCGGACGAUGAAGACGCGAAGACCCCCGCCGCCGAUCCCACCGAUCCCACCGAUCCCGACCCCGACGCGACGACGCACGCGUUCCAGGCGGAGACGCGCCGACUCCUGGACAUCGUCACCAACUCGCUGUACACGGACAAAGAGGUGUUCGUCCGCGAGCUCGUGUCGAACGCGUCGGACGCGCUCGAGAAGUGCCGCCACGCGCACCUCGCGAAGGGCGAAGACCCGGGCGAGCUCGUCGUCGCCAUCGACGUCGACGACGAGAAGCGCACCUUCACCAUCUCGGACAAUGGUCUCGGCAUGACCGCGGACGAGCUCCGCGAGAACCUCGGGACGAUCGCGCGGAGCGGCUCGAAAGCGUUCGUGGACUCGAUGAAAGACAAAGACGCGGAGGGUAAUAAGGACGCGUCCGCGUCCGCGUCUUCAACGGCGGCGACGAACAUCAUAGGCAAGUUCGGCGUCGGCUUCUACUCGUCGUUCAUGGUGUCGGACGUCGUGGACGUGUACUCGUCCGUCGGCGACGGCGUCGGGAACAAGUGGAGCAGCGCGGGGGACGGGACGUUCGCGCUGUCGAAGUGCGAGGUGGGCGAGGGCGACGGGAAGGCGCCGAAGCGAGGGACGAAGAUCGUGCUGCACGUCAAGGAGAAGGAUAAGACGAUCGCCGCGUCGAAGUGGGCGGUGGAGUCGACGUUGAAAAAAUACAGCGCGUUCGUCGGGUUUCCGGUGCUCCUGAAUGGUAAAAAAACGAAUGAUAUCGAUGCGUUAUGGACGAAGAAAGCGAGCGAGGUCAGCGACGAGGACGCGGCCGCGUUCUACCGCUUCGUCGGCGGCGCGAUGGACUCGCCCGCGUUUCGGUUACACUUCAGCGCGGACGCGCCGUUGACGAUUCGAGCGUUGCUGUUCGCGCCGAGCGAAAACCCGGAGAAGGGGUUCGCCGCGCGGCAGCUCGAGAGCGACCAGAGCGGGUUAUCUCUGUACUCGAGGCGGGUGUUGAUUCAAGGCAACGCGCGCGGGCUCUUGCCGCCGUUCAUGCGGUGGGUCCGCGGCGUCGUCGACUGCGAGGACGUCCCUCUGAACAUCUCUCGAGAGUCGCUUCAGGAUUCGGACUUGAUUCGCCGACUCGGCGACAUCAUCGCUAAGCGCAUGAUCAAGCACCUCACAGAGCAGGCGAAGAAAGAGCCGGAGAAGUACGCUGAGUGGUACGCUAAGCUCGGCGUGUUCUUGAAGGAAGGCAUCUGCGGCGAUCAGAGCUACCUGUACAAAGACCUCCUCGUGCCGCUGUUGCGGUUCGAGACGUCCGCGGCGAAGGACGAGAAGAAGGACGACGCGGAAGACAAAGACGCGAAGAAGACGUCUUCGAAACCGCCGCAGUCGUCCCUCGACGAGUACGUCUCCCGGAUGCCCGAGGAUCAGAAAGCCAUCUACUACCUCGUCACCACCGGCGGGCGAAAGCAGGCGGAGGCGUCGCCGUACCUGGAAGCGAUGAAAGCGAAAGGGUACGAAGUCUUAUUCCUCUACGCGCACGUGGACGAGUUCGUGAUGCAGCACGUCAGGAAACACAAGGGCAAAGACCUCGUCUCCGUGGAGAUCGCGGACAAGAAGAAGAAGAAGAAGAAGAAGGACGAGUCGCAUACCGGGCCGAGCCUCGGGGAGAAGGAGAUGACCGCGUUGUGCGACUGGUUCGCGACGGAGGCGCUGCCGGGACGCGUCACCGGCGUCAAACCCUCCGCGCGCCUCGUCGGCUCCCCCGCGCUGCUCACCGGACACGAGCCGGAGGCGAUGCGUCGGUACCGCAUGAUGCUGACGAUGAUGUCGGACGAGGAGACCGCGGGGAAGCUGAACGAUCUGCAGAAUAGCGCGGCGUUGGAGUUGAACCCGUCGCAUCCGGUGAUUCGCGCGAUCGAAGCGGCGCGAAACAGCGACGACGACGGGCUGAAGAAAGCGGCGAAGCUCGCCGCGGAGCAGGUGUUCGAUAACGCUCGAAUCUCCGCGGGGGCGAUGGACGACCCGCGGGAGAUGGUGGGGAGGAUACACGAGCUCUUAGAGCUCGCGUUGCCCAAACCGAAGGACUGA